Dreissena polymorpha is the source of this 1626-nucleotide messenger RNA. RefSeq names its product serine/arginine repetitive matrix protein 2-like. The transcript has a single exon. The coding region runs from base 1 to 1626 and encodes 541 amino acids. The record is from RefSeq and is a predicted model, not a curated record. Lineage: Eukaryota; Metazoa; Mollusca; Bivalvia; Myida; Dreissenidae.
AUGGUCCGUCAUUACAGUCCUGUGAAGUUUGAAGAUGACCAGGGUCAGCGUUCAUGUACUGGUAGUUCAAGAACCAGCUCAUUUUCUCCGAUUCGGACAAGUUUACAGGUCUCAAAGACACAGAAACCAAUUGGUCAGGUGGAGUCAGCGGACCAUGAAUGUGGGAAAUUGGGGAAGUGUGCUAGCUCUCACGGUGCUGGGCAGUACCCAACACCAAGUUCAAGUUCUGGUAGACCUUUUAGAUCACCAUCCCCAAGUAGGUCAUAUUCAUCAAAGGACAGCAGAAAGUCAAAAAGCCACCGGAAGGGGAAAACCGAAAGUGCAAGUAAAAUUACUGCAGGUGGUAGGUCUUCUAGAUCACCAUCAUCCAGUAGGUCAAAGUCACCAGAGGACAGAAGAGGUUCUUCACGCAACCGGAAGCGGACAACCGGAAGUGCACGUAAAAGUACUGCAGGUGGUAGGUCUUCUAGAUCACCAUCUUUCAGUAGGUCAAAGUCACCAGAAGACAGAAGAGAAUCUUCACGGAACCAGAAACGGACAACCGGAAGUAGGAAAAGAACAACUGCAGGUGGUAGGUCUUUUAGAUCACCAUCUUCCAGUGGAUCACAGUCACCAGAAGAUAAAAGAAGGUCUUUACAUAGUAGUCGGAAGUCUAAGACUUACAGCGACGAAGGGCACCGGAAGUCACCAACAAGAGAUGAAAGCAAAGAUAAUGGAAGGACUUAUAGUUCUCCAAUAUCAUCAUUUAAAAAACGGUUGACAAUUACACACAGGACAAACGGACGACAAUCAAGAAGUCGAAAAGUAAAUGUGCAUAGAUCGUCAUCCAUUUCCGAGUCAGAUGGAAGUGUACGACCACGUAGGUGUCCAUCAGUGCAGAUGAAAAGUAAAUGGAACACAAGAAGGGCACAUUCACGUCGGUCAUCAAGCUCAGACUCCGAAUUGAGGUCAAGGUCACAUAAAGAUAAGGCAAAGAACAGUCGAAAGUACGAUUACGAUGGUUCUUCUCACAAAUGUAGCUCUCGAAGACAGGUUGAUCCUCGGAAACAUCCGAAGGCGUUGCGUUAUGAUGGGAAAACCAGUUGGCUAUCAUUUAAGCGAAAGUUUGAAAGUUUCCAAAAGGUGAUGAAUUGGUCGGAAAACGAAUGCAAAGAUUAUCUGUUGUGGAGAUUAGAGGGCAAGGCUCUUGACUUCUUCACUAUAACGACAACAGAAAAUGAACGAUAUUCAUUUCGUCGUUUAAUGAAGUCGUUGGAGUCUCGUUUCGGUACCAAGGAACUUCGUGAGACAUCGAAAGCUAAGUUCCGUCAGGCUGUUCAAGAGCAGGAGGAGUCGCUGGAAGACUGGGCUGACCGUAUGCUUACUUUAGCCACACCAGCGUUUGCGGACCUUCCAGAAGACCAUAUGCGGUUUGUAGCGAUUUCCCGGUUUUGCCAGGGUUGUAAUGACAGAGAGGCAGCCAAGCAUGCUUGUUUGGAAAAUCCUUCAAGCAUGGAAGAAGCUCUCAACCUGGUUAAACAGCACCAAUACAUAUCGUUGGCGGUAGAUGGCAAAAAGAACAGACGGGGCCGAGAAGGAAUUUCAGUAAAUGCUGUGCAGGCAUCUUCAGAAGCAAAGACAGAAUAG